AUGGGUGGGGGGAGGGAAGCAGAGCUUGUUUUCAAGUGGUCACCUCUGGGAAAGCUCCCAGCAGGAGACAGUGUCCUAUGGCUCGAAGAUGACUUUUCCCGCUCUCCUUCCAGAAUUGGCCUGAGGAAGAUGCCAUCCAUCAGAGAGACGCUGCGGGAGAUGGGUGUUUCUGUGGAGCAGGUGUUGACAGAGCUGGAGCAGAAGAGCACAGACGACACGAACAACGGGACCGCUCCGACACCUCUAACCAACUAUUUGGAUACUCAGUACUAUGGAGAAAUCAGCAUCGGCUCUCCGGCCCAGAUGUUCAACGUGGUGUUUGAUACAGGCUCAGCGAACCUGUGGGUGCCCUCGCAAAGCUGCUCCCCAUUCUCCACUGCCUGUUUUACUCACAACAGGUACGAUGCCUCCAAAUCCCGGACCCACGUGGAGAACGGAACUGGUUUUUCCAUUCAGUACGCCUCUGGGAACAUCAGGGGAUUUCUGAGUGAAGAUGUGGUGGUGGUUGGUGGUAUUCCUGUGGUGCAGGUGUUUGCUGAGGCCACCUCUCUGUCUGCCAUGCCCUUCAUCUUCGCCAAGUUUGACGGAGUCCUGGGGAUGGGUUACCCAAACGUGGCCAUCGACGGCAUCACUCCGGUGUUUGACCGCAUCAUGUCUCAGCAUGUCCUCAAGGAAGAGGUGUUCUCUGUCUACUACAGCAGGGACCCAAAACACUCUCCAGGCGGAGAGCUGGUCCUCGGUGGCACAGACCCAAACUACUACACCGGAAACUUUAACUAUAUGGGCACCAGAGAGACGGGCAAAUGGGAAGUAACCAUGAAAGGUGUUUCCGUGGGGAUGGAGAUGAUGUUUUGUGCAGAGGGCUGCACAGCUGUGAUCGACACGGGUUCCUCCUACAUCACAGGCCCGGCCUCCUCGGUGUCCGUGCUGAUGAGAACCAUCGGUGCACAGCAGGAUGAAAGCGGAUACAAAGUCAACUGUGACACCGUCAAGACGUUGCCCAGGGUCACUUUCCACCUGGGUGGCCAGGAGUACUCACUCACUCACGAGGAUUAUAUCUUAUGGCAAUCACAGAUCGAAGGGGAAGUCUGCACUGUCACGUUUAGGGGCUUGGAUGUGCCACCCCCUACAGGUCCAAUCUGGAUUUUGGGAGCCAACUUCAUCGCCCGCUACUACACAGAGUUUGACCGUCGCAAUAACCGGAUAGGGUUUGCUACAGCAGUGUGACAGGAAUUGAAACAUGUGACACGUCUCUCUGUUUUCUUUCUCUCUAUCUUUGCUGCUAUUUUCUCUUUUUUCCCUUCAGUUGCUUUUUAAGAUAACUCAACAUCGUUCUUCGUUUCUUGGAAAUCCUGCUUACCUUUCUAUAAUAUUUUGUACUAGUUGCACUGACACCUUCAAAACUUUUUUUUAUUAUUUAUGAGCAUUUACCAGCAAAUGCAAAUGCAUUUCUCUUUGUGUGACUCUGCUGAUUAUUAUCAUUCAGCAACAGCGGAAAUCUAUAUCUGCACUGUACUGACAUAACAAGGAUAAACUUGUUUACUGGGGUUUGAAUUCAAUUUGACUUUAUUAAGGACUGCAUCUUCUCCCUGCAAGUCAGUCGAGUGCAUUUUGUAACCACGUGAGAGUAAAAGUGGCAGUCAAAAUCAGAUAGCUGUAGCAGAUAUACAGUAAUAGGCCACACCAGAUCAGUUGCAGAAGAAUUUGCCAGUCUUAACACAAAACUGUGUGUACGUGCUGUGUUUGGGUCAAAAAGUCAAACAACUGGACACAAGUUGGAGUUGGAGUUGCUUCCAUACGGCGUACAACUCUUGUAAACAAAAGUUUGUGAUCCCUGACUUUUUCCACUGCAAAAAAGUCACUUUUUGGUAUAAAAACAAAGCCACAAUCAUUAAUUUUGUUACCCAGGAAACAAUGGUUUAGAGUUGAAAUCCUGUUUUUAGUAUCAGAGUAAAA
Chelmon rostratus (copperband butterflyfish) is the source of this 1956-nucleotide messenger RNA. RefSeq names its product renin (gene ren). Lineage: Eukaryota; Metazoa; Chordata; Actinopteri; Chaetodontiformes; Chaetodontidae. Gene Ontology annotation, biological process: angiotensin maturation. Bases 1 to 1227 code for a protein of 408 amino acids. Gene Ontology annotation, molecular function: aspartic-type endopeptidase activity. The record is from RefSeq and is a predicted model, not a curated record. The transcript is spliced from 9 exons.